This is a messenger RNA of Bactrocera oleae (olive fruit fly), 1183 nucleotides long. Its product is annotated as troponin C. NCBI's taxonomy places the organism in Eukaryota, Metazoa, Arthropoda, Insecta, Diptera, Tephritidae. Gene Ontology annotation, molecular function: calcium ion binding. Gene Ontology annotation, cellular component: myosin II complex. The record is from RefSeq and is a predicted model, not a curated record.
CAAUAUGAGUGAUACAUUUAUUGUGAGUGAAAGCGGAAAGAAUAUUAAUUUUUUACUACCUAAUUUAUUAAUUAAUUAAAAUGAGCGAAAAUCAUAAAUUUCGCAUGAAAUUUUGUUCACACCUUCGAAAACAGGUUUUUUCGCUAGAAUUUUUUUAGUUUUUCUUACUUUUUUGAAAUGAAAUGAGUUUACAAAUAAAAAAGUGCGCCUGUAUGGGUGUAUUGCAUUCAAGCAUGUUGUUAAUAUCCAUGUGAAAUUCAAAAACCAUUAUAAAAUUCUAUUAAAAGCAUAAGAAUGAAUUUGAAAAUAACAAAAAAAAAAAUAAUGGAAGAAAAAAAUUUGGAAUAAUGAAAAGCGCGCAGAAUUUCACAGCAAAUGUGAGACGUCGUUUGUCGUUGCAAUCAUUCUGUUUUUGAAUUCGGUCCGCAUUGCAACACACAGAAUUUCUAAGAAGACAUAAUGGAUGAGGAUCUGACUCCCGAACAAAUCGCCGUGUUGCAAAAGGCCUUCAACAGUUUCGAUCACCAAAAAUGCGGCAGCAUCUCAACUGAAAUGGUCGCUGAUAUUUUGCGCCUCAUGGGUCAGCCCUUUGACAAGAAGAUCUUGGAGGAGCUCAUCGAUGAAGUUGAUGAAGACAAGUCUGGUCGCUUGGAAUUCGAGGAAUUCGUUCAACUUGCCGCCAAAUUCAUCGUUGAGGAGGAUGACGAAGCCAUGCAAAAGGAAUUGCGUGAAGCCUUCCGUCUGUACGACAAACAAGGCAAUGGCUACAUUCCUACCUCUUGCUUGCGUGAAAUCUUGCGUGAAUUGGACGAUCAGCUGACCAAUGAAGAGUUGGACAUCAUGAUUGAGGAAAUCGAUUCUGAUGGUUCCGGCACCGUCGAUUUCGAUGAAUUUAUGGAAAUGAUGACUGGCGAAUAAAUAUUUAUUUUAAUACCUAAAUACUAGAAAGUUUUUCAUCUUGUAUAUAUACACCUAAAUACAAUUGUAGCUAAAUACCUAAUACACUCACACACAAAUACACAUGUAAAUACCAGAACAUCGAAUGGCGGUAUAUUAACACCGCAAUGGCAACCUUGCCAGAAAACAGAUAUGUACUUACGUAUAUAAACACAUACACCUUAUUUAUUGUAUAAUGUAACAGAGCUUUGGCAAAUAAAUUUGUUUUAUCUUCUUUUUGUAAAAA